Messenger RNA from Pipistrellus nathusii (Nathusius's pipistrelle), 1974 nucleotides. Lineage: Eukaryota; Metazoa; Chordata; Mammalia; Chiroptera; Vespertilionidae. The record is from the annotation of a GenBank genome assembly.
AUGGCGGACAGUCUCCCGACUGAGUUUGACGUCAUCAUUAUCGGGACAGGUUUGCCCGAAUCCAUCCUUGCAGCCGCGUGUGCGAGAAGCGGACAGAGAGUCCUCCAUGUCGACUCCAGGAGCUACUACGGGGGAAACUGGGCUAGCUUCACCUUCUCGGGGCUGCUCUCCUGGCUGCAGGAGCAUGAGCAAGACAGCGAGGCCGGGGACAAAAGCCCAGCCGCCUGGCAAACCCUGAUCCGCGACACAGAGGAAGCCAUCGCUCUGCGCGGCCAGGAUGACACCAUCCAGCACGUGGAGGUGUUCCGUUACGCCAGCGAGGACGGGGGUGACGGUGCGGAAGAGGUGGGUGCUUUGCAGAGAAAUCCUUCCUCGGAAGCAUCCAGCACCCUCACUCAACCUCUGGAUCCUGCGUGCCCGUCGGAAGAAACACACCCAGACAGCACUGGCCCCGAGACGCCCGCCAAAGACACCCCGCAGCCUGAUGGAGACAUCUCACCAGAAGUGACCGAUGGAGAGGAGAACCAGGUGACGGGAGAAGAUGGCGGAGAUCAGACCCGUGGCCACCCAGCUUCCGACGGAGCUGAGGACGAAAAUAAACCUCCAGCGGAAGACAGCGCGGAUCCCCCAAGGAGAACGAGGAUCACUUACUCCCAGAUCGUUAAAGAGGGCAGGCGGUUCAAUAUCGAUCUGGUGUCCAAGCUGCUGUACUCUCAGGGCUCGCUGAUCGACCUUCUGAUCAAAUCCAACGUGAGCCGCUACGCCGAGUUCAAAAACGUCACCCGGGUCCUCGCCUUCCGGGACGGCAGAGUCGAGCAGGUGCCCUGCUCCCGGGCGGAUGUCUUCAACAGCAAAGAGCUCAGCAUGGUGGAGAAGAGGAUGCUGAUGAAGUUCCUGACCUCCUGCCUGGACUCCGAGCAGCACCCCGGCGUGCUGGAGGGCCAGGACGUCACCCGGCGCCCCUUCUCGGAGUUCCUAAAGACUCAGAAGCUCACCCCCAACCUCCAGCACUUCAUCCUGCACUCGAUCGCCAUGGCGGAGCCUUCCUGCUCCACGGCCGACGGCCUGCAGGCCACCAAGCACUUCCUGCAGUGCCUCGGGCGGUACGGCAACACCCCGUUCCUGUUCCCGCUGUACGGCCAGGGGGAGAUCCCCCAGUGUUUCUGCCGGAUGUGCGCCGUCUUCGGCGGCAUCUACUGCCUCCGCCACCGAGUCCAGUGCCUCGUGGUGGACAAGGAGUCCGGGAGGUGCGAGGCGGUGAUAGACGGCCUGGGCCAGCGGAUAAGCGCCAAGCACUUCGUGGUGGAGGACAGCUACCUCUCCCGGGAGACAUGCGCGGGCGUGCGGUACCCGCACAUCUCCAGGGCCGUGCUCAUCACCGACCGGUCGGUGCUCCAGGCCGAGUCCGACCAGCAGGUCUCCAUCCUGACGGUCCCCCCGGCCGAGCCGGGCGCGCCCGCCGUCCGGGUGGCCGAGCUGUGUUCCUCCACCAUGACCUGCAUGAAGGACACCUACCUGGUGCAUCUGACCUGCCCGUCCGCGCGCACGGCCAGGGAAGACCUGGAGCCAGCGGUGCAGGCACUGUUCACCCCCUCCACGGAGGCAGACACGGACACGGACACGGGGGGCCUCGGGAAGCCACGGCUGCUGUGGGCCCUCUACUUCAACAUGAGGGAUUCCUCGGGGGUCAGCAGGGGCUCCUACCGCGGCCUGCCCGCCAACGUGUACGUCUGCUCCGGGCCGGACUGCGGCCUGGGGAACGAGCACGCCGUCAAGCUCGCCGAGGCCCUCUUCCAGCAGAUCUCCCCGGGAGAAGAUUUCUGCCCCCCGCCCCCUAACCCCGAAGACAUCAUCUUUGACGGGGAGGACAAACCCCCCGAGCCCCCCGGGACCAGUGACAUCAUCGUGGCCAAACUGGAAGCCCCCGAGGGAAGCCAGCACCCGGAUUGCCCAGGGCAACAUCCUCAAAAUUAG